AACAUUUCAAAUCAGUUUGUCAUUGAGAAUAACAGAAAAUUGAAACUUUCAAUUUAAAUUUGCAAGUUUGAAGAAUUUUCUCUGAAGAAUUCCAUAAGAAUUCCUUCAAGUAAAAUCAAAUAGACGCUAAAAAUGGCACGUUUAGUCGAAAGGCCUCCAAAAUACUUACCCGAGGAAUGGCGACAUUCAAACAAGAUUCAAUACUCCAGUGCUGAAAAAGAACGCACGAUUGCCGAACGUAUUCGCGACGAAACCAAUCGUCUGGUACAAGAAACGGAUCAAAGUACAGCAAAAACGCAAGCGGACGUAGACAAAAAACUAAGUCAACGUCUUAUCGAUGUUAGUUACUGGAAAAGCGAACUGGAUCGCCAGCAUGCAGAGACUUGUAGUGAGAUUGACUCUCUGCUGAACUUCAAAGCUCGUUUAGACCAAGCAAUAACAAAUACUCAGAUCCCCUUAAAAGUUGUCAUGGACUGUUUGACUGCGAGGGAAGGGCGAGUGAAAAUUGACAAUGUUCACGACGAUGUGGAGGUUCAAAUGCUUAAGGAAGUUGAAAUGUUACAAGGUAUUCAAGCUUUAUUGACAAAAACGUUGGAGCAAAUCGUUGAACAAAUAAGAUUGAUGAGAUCUGCCAAGUAUUACCUUGAAAAGGAUAUGAAGGAUAAAUUUGCUGCUCAAUCAAUCGACAAAAACUGUGAAGGAUUGAAUAACAAAUCACCUAACAUCUAUUUUACAGACCAAAGUGCAAAAAUUGAAAAUAAAUCCGUAACACCAGAUGAGUGGCAGGAUUUUUCAAAUAAAAAUGUCUUAAAAGCAGAAAGAGAAAAAAACGCUUCUAUAAACUUAAGAAGCAUUGUUGAUGGCGUUCUCAUACAAACAUAUAACGAUCUGAAGAAACAAUUUGACAUCGUUAAUCUUGCGUUUGCUGAAAGGAUUGAGGAGACUGAAAAGACAAAAACUAAACUAGAGACACACUUGACAAAGGUCAAAGAAGAAAUUAAUGAAAUGGAAAUAAAUAUUGAGAAAAUAAAGCAAGCAAUACUUGAAAAACAAGCGCCAAUGAAAGUGUCCCAAACGCGAACAGAGAACCGAGCCCAAAGGCCAAACAUAGAGUUAUGUCGUGAUCCAGUGCAAUAUCGUCUUCUCAAAGAAAUGGGAGAAAUUAGCACGAAUGUUGUAAGGCUUUACGAGUUGCUUGAAGAAGCUGAAAGAUCUCUUAAAGGUCUGACACGAAAUAAAUUGUCACUUGAAGAGGAGAUAACUAUCAAGACAUCAUCGUUGCAUAUAGAUCGUGAUUUAUGCGUGGAGCAUCGAAAACAAAUUAAACAUACGCAAUAUUGAAUCCAAUCUGAAUGAAAAAAUUAAUCGAGACCAAAGUAAUCUAAAGAUAUGCUUGCUUUUGCUAAUUGUUAUAUAAACUAAUGAUGAAAUUAUUGUGUGAUUAUAUAUUAUCAGAUCAUUUUAUAAAACAUCGUGACACCUGAGAUUAAAUUGAAAAACACAAUUU
Messenger RNA from Xenia sp. Carnegie-2017, 1507 nucleotides. Its product is annotated as tektin-1-like. Lineage: Eukaryota; Metazoa; Cnidaria; Anthozoa; Malacalcyonacea; Xeniidae. Gene Ontology annotation, cellular component: microtubule cytoskeleton; nucleus. Gene Ontology annotation, biological process: cilium movement involved in cell motility; cilium assembly. The transcript has 5 exons. Bases 133 to 1341 code for a protein of 402 amino acids. The record is from RefSeq and is a predicted model, not a curated record.